Molecule: messenger RNA, 4621 nt
Organism: Grammomys surdaster
Lineage: Eukaryota; Metazoa; Chordata; Mammalia; Rodentia; Muridae
Gene: Hk2
Product: hexokinase 2
Exons: 18
Coding region: 1-2754 (917 amino acids)
Biological process (GO): intracellular glucose homeostasis; glycolytic process; glucose 6-phosphate metabolic process
Cellular component (GO): mitochondrion; cytosol
Molecular function (GO): glucokinase activity; fructokinase activity; D-glucose binding
Source: RefSeq, a predicted model, not a curated record
AUGAUCGCCUCGCAUAUGAUCGCCUGCUUAUUCACGGAGCUCAACCAAAACCAAGUGCAGAAGGUUGACCAGUAUCUCUACCACAUGCGUCUCUCAGAUGAGACCCUUCUGGAGAUUUCUAGGCGUUUCCGGAAGGAGAUGGAGAAAGGGCUGGGAGCUACCACGCACCCUACGGCAGCUGUGAAAAUGCUGCCCACCUUCGUGAGGUCAACUCCAGAUGGGACAGAACAUGGAGAGUUCCUGGCUCUGGACCUUGGAGGAACUAACUUCCGUGUGCUCCGAGUGAGAGUGACAGACAAUGGGCUCCAGAGGGUGGAGAUGGAGAACCAGAUCUACGCCAUCCCUGAGGACAUCAUGCGAGGCAGUGGAACCCAGCUGUUUGACCACAUUGCCGAAUGCCUGGCCAACUUCAUGGACAAGCUACAAAUCAAAGAGAAGAAGCUCCCACUGGGUUUCACCUUCUCUUUCCCCUGCCACCAGACGAAACUGGAUGAGAGUUUCUUGGUCUCAUGGACUAAGGGGUUCAAGUCCAGUGGUGUGGAAGGCAGAGAUGUGGUGGAUCUGAUCCGGAAGGCUAUCCAGCGCAGAGGGGACUUUGACAUUGACAUUGUGGCCGUGGUGAAUGACACAGUUGGGACCAUGAUGACUUGUGGUUAUGAUGAUCAGAACUGCGAGAUUGGUCUCAUUGUGGGUACUGGCAGCAACGCCUGCUACAUGGAGGAGAUGCGUCACAUUGACAUGGUGGAGGGUGACGAGGGACGGAUGUGCAUCAACAUGGAGUGGGGAGCCUUCGGGGACGACGGUACACUCAAUGACAUCCGAACUGAGUUUGACCGAGAGAUCGACAUGGGCUCACUGAACCCUGGGAAGCAGCUGUUUGAGAAGAUGAUCAGCGGGAUGUACAUGGGGGAGCUGGUCAGGCUCAUCCUCGUGAAGAUGGCCAAGGCAGAGCUGCUGUUCCGAGGGAAGCUCAGCCCAGAACUCCUCACCACCGGCUCCUUUGAGACCAAAGAUGUCUCAGAUAUUGAAGAGGAUAAGGACGGAAUCCAGAAGGCUUACCAGAUCCUGGUGCGCCUGGGUCUGAGUCCAUUGCAGGAGGACUGUGUGGCCACACACCGAAUCUGUCAGAUUGUGUCCACGCGCUCGGCCAGCCUGUGCGCGGCCACCCUGGCUGCGGUGCUGUGGCGGAUCAAGGAGAACAAGGGCGAGGAGCGACUUCGCUCCACCAUUGGCGUUGAUGGCUCGGUCUACAAGAAACAUCCCCAUUUUGCCAAGCGUCUCCAUAAGGCAGUGAGGAGGCUGGUGCCUGACUGUGAUGUCCGCUUCCUCCGCUCUGAGGAUGGCAGCGGCAAGGGGGCGGCUAUGGUGACAGCGGUGGCUUACCGUCUGGCUGACCAACACCGGGCCCGCCAGAAGACCCUGGAGUCUCUGAAGCUGAGCCAUGAACAGCUGCUGGAGGUUAAGAGAAGGAUGAAGGUGGAAAUGGAGCAAGGUUUGAGCAAGGAGACGCAUGACAUUGCCCCUGUGAAGAUGCUGCCCACUUACGUGUGCGCCACUCCAGAUGGUACAGAGAAAGGAGACUUCCUGGCCUUGGAUCUUGGAGGAACAAACUUCCGGGUCCUACUGGUGCGCGUGCGUAAUGGCAAGCGGAGGGGCGUGGAGAUGCAUAACAAGAUCUACUCCAUCCCGCAGGAGGUCAUGCAUGGCACUGGAGAGGAGCUCUUCGACCACAUUGUCCAGUGCAUCGCAGACUUCCUUGAGUACAUGGGCAUGAAGGGUGUGUCCCUGCCUUUGGGUUUCACCUUCUCCUUCCCUUGCCAGCAGAACAGCCUGGACCAGAGCAUCCUCCUCAAGUGGACAAAGGGAUUCAAGGCAUCUGGCUGUGAGGGCGAGGAUGUGGUCACCUUGCUGAAGGAAGCGAUUCACCGGCGAGAGGAGUUUGACCUGGAUGUGGUUGCCGUGGUGAAUGAUACAGUUGGAACUAUGAUGACUUGUGGCUAUGAAGACCCUCACUGUGAAGUUGGCCUCAUUGUUGGCACUGGAAGCAACGCCUGCUACAUGGAAGAGAUGCGGAAUGUGGAGCUGGUGGAUGGAGAGGAGGGACGGAUGUGUGUCAACAUGGAGUGGGGAGCGUUUGGGGACAACGGCUGCCUGGAUGACCUGCGUACAGUGUUUGAUGUCGCAGUGGAUGAGCUUUCUCUCAACCCUGGCAAACAGAGGUUCGAGAAGAUGAUCAGUGGGAUGUACUUGGGUGAGAUUGUGCGCAACAUUCUCAUCGAUUUCACGAAGCGGGGGCUGCUCUUCCGGGGCCGCAUCUCAGAGCGCCUCAAGACAAGGGGAAUCUUUGAGACGAAGUUCCUGUCUCAGAUCGAGAGUGACUGCCUGGCCCUGCUACAGGUCCGAGCCAUCCUGCGCCACCUAGGGCUGGAGAGCACCUGCGAUGACAGCAUCAUCGUGAAGGAGGUGUGCACCGUGGUGGCCCGGCGUGCGGCACAGCUCUGUGGUGCAGGCAUGGCCGCCGUGGUGGACAAGAUCAGAGAGAACCGUGGGCUGGACAACCUCAAAGUGACGGUGGGCGUGGACGGGACACUGUAUAAGCUCCAUCCUCACUUUGCCAAAGUCAUGCAUGAGACGGUGAGAGAGCUGGCCCCAAAAUGUGACGUGUCCUUCCUGGAAUCAGAGGACGGCAGUGGGAAGGGAGCGGCCCUCAUCACUGCUGUGGCCUGCCGCAUCCGGGAGGCCGGGCAGAGAUAGAACCCUGGGGGCCAGACGGGACUUCUCUGCUUCCUCACUUCCCCGUUUUAAAUUAUGAGGAGAUGGACCCCCUGGCAUUUCCUUGGCAGAGAGGACCCUGUGAGACUGGGACUUUUGUCUCUGUAUAUUCACUGUAGAGUUUGGUACCCAAUCCUUGACCUUCCUGAGACUCAGAAGUAAGGAAUUGUUCACAGUUGUUCCUGCUGAUCACCUCCUGGGAUGGUCCCUCCCCCGUUCUACUUCCUGUACAAUCCUAUGGGAUGGGGACAGUCUUGAGAACAUGGUCGCCUCAUCUUGGAGCUGAAUGUGACAUUUGUAGGUGGAGAACAUCUUGAAAUGUUGAUGCUUCUCUCAUCAGAGGCAGAUGUUGGGAGGGAGGGAGGAAGAGGAGAGGUAUGGACGUCCCUCUUCAACUCAACCCAUAAGCAUCACCCUGCCGGUUCUAAACAUUUGCUAUCCUGGAAUAGAGCAAUCCAAACCAAAGCUAGAAUCGACGCCUCCUUCAAGUGUUUGUGGCUUUACCUCACACGGCUGAAUGUGUCAUCCAUGAGCAACAGACCUUGGGGACAGCGGUGGCUUUGGUGGCUUUUCAAUGUUUUUUUUUUUUAAUUUAUGUUUGAAAUUUAUUUAGUUUGAAGCAGGUCCUCUCCUUCAUCGUGUAAUGGUUAAUUUUGUAAGUAAUGUAUUUAUAUGUUCCUUUGUUCUGUAUAUAGCUGGCCAGGGUCUCCUCUGACUCGGCCUCAUGAGUAGAUCAUUGUAGUUCAGGAAAUGAGGUGGAGACACUGACUGGCUCUCGAAAUACCUCAUUCACCCAAGGGAAGAGGAGAGACAUGGAGCCUCUUGGUGAGUGAUCGGCAGAGUGCCAGCCUCCCGGCUUCCUCUUCGGUCUGUGAGGUGUAUGCAAAGCAGGGAUGGAGACUGGUCCGCUGGGACGAAGAAGCCACCGCAGCUGGCUGCUCGGUCCAGAUGCUUUCCUAAGUGGUCUCACCUGGAAUGUUAGCCAAAGAAAACCAAAGGAUUUGUUGCAAGUUCUUACUGCACAGAGGACGUGAUUUGUAGGUCAGUCAGCGUUUCAAGACAGCUUGACAAGAUAAAGGAAGCCACGGAAAACUGUUUUUAAAAGUCACAUCUGACUGUUGGAGCAGACCAUUUGAAGCAUUGAACCAAACCUCAGGGACGUCUCGGGGUGUUUGUUCGUUUGUCCUGCUAACAGAUCCCACCUCUGGUUUGUCUCGUGUUUUACACGAGACACACGCUGUCUGUCUGCUUCCUCGGACUGAGCUGCAUAGAGCUUCCAACUCGCCUUUUUAUACGUGUUAUUUAUUCCAGACUAUUUGAGGAACGGGAAGACACCGAUGCCCUGUUCUCUGCUCUCCCAACACGGUUCGCUGUGAAUCCAAAAGUUCACUUCUCCCUUCAAAAUAUUAAAUUGACCACCAACGUUAAACCUGAAUAGGACGUAAUAAAGAGGGAACAGCCUUGUAACACUAAUAAACAAGAUACGGGGGUCAAACAGAAAGACCAAGAGAAAACAGCAUCGUGGCUGCAUUUCGAGCAUCUUUCAAACUGUUCUGAGCAGAGCCUGGUUACAACGAACAAACUGGAGUAAAUGAAGGCUGCCCAAGUCCUCCGGGGAGGCCCAAGGGAAGGUUGAAUCUCGAUGCGUUCCAGGCUGGCACUGCCUAUCUGGGGUAGCUCCCUCAACCUGCAGUUACCUUAGCAGACCACUGAAAGCCAAAGCCACCUAUGGAUGUGUGCACCACUAGAGGGUAGCCACGGAGUGCGGAUGGAUUCUGACUAAAUUUUUGGAUCUUGAAUUUUAAACUUUAAAAUCAAGCACCAUCUAGGAAAGGACUCUCUCUUUUUU